AUGCUAGGGCCCGAGUUGCUAGCCGCCGUCAGGGCAGAAGACGAAACCCGUGUCCGCCUACUCCUCCAACAUGGCGCUGAUAUUCACGACCGCACCGGCACGAAGCAGACUGCCCUGAUCCUCGCAGUAGAGGCCGGAAGCCGUGACAUUGCUCGCCUCCUGCUCGCCACUGGUUUCGACAUAGAUGCAUCGGAUGCAGACGGUAACACGGCUUUACAUCUUGCUGCUAAGCAGAGUCGUUAUCAGAUGGUGCGACUAUUGCUCAGCAAAGGGGCGGAUAAGGAGGUUUCAGAUAAUAGUGGGAGAACGCCACUGCAUUCGGCAUCCAAGUUGGGGGAUGCAGUGCUGGUACAGCUGUUGGUAAACGACGGUGCCAACAUCAGUGCUAUCGAUGAUGAUGGGAACACUGCAGUUGUGCUGGCUGAGGUGGAAGGCCAUAUUCAUGUACUGAAAGCGCUUGGACACAGCCAGAGUAUUGACAAGGGCAAGGAGGCUGAUGAAGUGACUUCCUCUGAUGGGAAGAAAGAAGACGACGUGACGGGGCUUGAUGAACUGUCUGAGGAGAAAGGAGAGAAAGAGAGCCCAGCUGUUACCCUCGAAACACUCGAGCCGACGAUGAAAGGCACUCCUGGGGAUAGUUCCGACUCAGAUGGUUCGGACGCUGAGUCCCCCAUGGAGCCCUGGUCAGUGGUGAGAGACGUGCCUUCCAUCAUCAGAGCGGUCGCGUUCUCACCCAACGGUCGAGUUCUCGCCACUGGCCAUGAGAGUGACGGCGUGAUCUUAUGGGACACAGACGAAUGGGAGCAGCUGCAUAGCCACAACAUCGAGGGGGGUGUUGUGGACUUGUCCUUUUCUUCUGACGCACAUCUAGCCGCUUGCAGCCACGACAAGGUUUUGCUGCUAGACAUGUCAAUCAGAGAUAGGAACUGGAUCACAUUGACGGAAGAGAAGUCACAACGGGUGGCCUUUUCUCCCAGUGGCCGGUAUUUUGUGACUGGCAAUAACCAGUGCACAGAUUCAGAGCCUGACAUUUCCGUACACCAAAUCCGAGUCCAUACUACUAAAACAACAAAAGUUAUAUGGACAACCACCAUGGGCAACAACGCCUGGUUUAUUUUACCCAGUGAUUCGAUCGCGUUUCUAGACUACAAGCACCAACCUCUGGGCCUUGCCAUCUGCAGUCUAGCCACAGGUCAUGUUGAGGAGAGAAUACCGCUGCCCGGCACCCUCAUGUUGCCGAGGCUUUCUCCCUUCGCACAAUCCAACAAUGGGCAUGUCCUUGCACUGGGUCGACGCAUCUUCGAUCUAGGUUCAAAAGAAACUAAAAGGACCGUCCUCCAGUACGAUGCUUGGAUACCAAACAACAAAAACAACAGAUUCCCGAGCACUGCGGCAUUAUCGCCUAAUGGAACUAUUGCAGUGCGCAACAUGACGCCUCAUAGCGGAUCUGAGGGCGGACUCGAGUCUAUACUGGAAUUUUUCGAAACAAGGACAGGCCGGUUUUUCUACCAUUUGGACCACGAGCAAACGUUAUUCUCGUCUUCCUUUUCUCCCGAUGGGCGUUUUCUGGUCUUGGGGGGUACUAAACUUGUUAUCAUGACUAAUUUAGAAAACUUACCAUUCUCGUCUUUUGCUGAGAAGAAACUGUAUCUCGGAUAUAGUGCGAUGUUGAUGUCUAUGCGUUGGAGCAAGUAG
This is a messenger RNA of Aspergillus mulundensis, 1695 nucleotides long. RefSeq lists its product as uncharacterized. Gene Ontology annotation, molecular function: protein binding. NCBI's taxonomy places the organism in Eukaryota, Fungi, Ascomycota, Eurotiomycetes, Eurotiales, Aspergillaceae. The record is from RefSeq and is a predicted model, not a curated record. The transcript has a single exon. Bases 1 to 1695 code for a protein of 564 amino acids.